Messenger RNA from Schistosoma margrebowiei, 4375 nucleotides. The record is from the annotation of a GenBank genome assembly. NCBI's taxonomy places the organism in Eukaryota, Metazoa, Platyhelminthes, Trematoda, Strigeidida, Schistosomatidae.
UCUUACGUCUGAAGGUCGUGCCUGUGGCGGCUUGUGAAGGGUCGCGGGGGCUUGUUUCACAACCGUGACAGUUUUUAGAUAAACAUCUUGGUCAGUGUAUAUUCUCUAAUUCAAAUGAUAACCAGUAAACAAUAUGAACUUCACUAGCAGUUUCUGUAUGAUCAGAAAAUAAACUAUUAAAUUCAAAAAACUGUUAUUCAGUCUUCAUGAGCACUUGGCAACGUUGGGUGUUCUUAUUCACCUUAUCGGCUCUUCUGGCGUCAUUUCUCGCAAAUACAAUAUUUUUCUGUCUUUUUAACUUAUACAACCAAGACAUUUACGUCAGAAAUAGCAUUAAGAAGGUGUCUGUUCAUGCUGAGAACGUUCUUCCUGAAGACCAAUGGUUAGAAUUUUUGUAUAAGAAGACUCAUGUAAAGUUCUCACAUGGUAUAAGUAUUAAAGAGGCGUGCCGUAUGGAUAACUGCUUCGAUUACACACUGUGUCAAUCGGAAUUUAAGGUUUACGUAUAUCCUCUCUCGCCAAAACAAGCCAAUCUAUCUUUAACCUAUCAAAAAAUCCUCACCGCUUUGCAUAAUUCAAAACUUCUCACAUCAGACCCAUAUGAAGCUUGUAUAUUUAUUCCUAGCUUGGAUACUCUAGAUCGAGAUCGUUUAAGCCCACAUUUCGGUCAGUAUAUAGCUCAUGAACUCGUUAAUUUACCAUUUUGGAAUUCGUUGCCUAGACGAGAUCUUGAUCCUGAUUCACUCUCAACCACUACUCAAAAGCCAUCAGAAUAUGCUGGUCGUAAUCACUUAAUAUUUAAUUUACAUGCAGGCACUUGGCCAUAUUAUCAUGAAGAUGAAUAUCGUUUAUGGCUUGGCCAAGCCAUGUUAGCUAAAGCCAGCUUUUCGACUAAAUAUUUUCGUCCAAAAUUUGAUAUUUCUUUACCACUUAUUCACUCUCAACAUCCUUUACAAUCAGGGUCAAGUCAGUUGGAUCAAUUAGUGAGCAGUGAACAUUUACGUGGUCGACUUGAUCUACCAUAUCUUUUAAGUUUUAAGGGUAAACGUUAUGUCAGUGGGAUUGGAUCAGCAUCACGUGAUAUACUUUUUCAUUUACACAACGGAAAAGAUAUAAUUAUGUUAACUACUUGUCGUCAUGGCACAGAUUGGACACGAUAUGCUGAUAAACGUUGUGCUACAGAUAUGGCUUUAUAUGAUGCAUAUGAUUAUUGGGAAUUAAUGUAUAAUUCCACGUUUUGUCUUGUUCCUCGUGGUCGACGAUUAGGUUCAUAUCGGUUCUUAGAAGUUUUGCAGUCUGGUUGUAUCCCAGUUAUGUUGAGCAAUGAUUUGGAACUUCCGUUUUCUGAAGUGAUUGAUUGGAAUCGAGCAGUUAUUUGGGCUGACGAACGAUUACCUUUAUUGCUUCCAUUAAAUCUACGACGUAUUACAUCUCAUCAGAUAAUUCAAUAUCGACAACAAGUAAUGUUUCUUUGGCAUACGUAUUUAUCUUCAAUCGAAUCAAUUGUUCUUACAACACUUGAGAUUAUACGAGAUAGAGUUUCGCUUCGUCGUCGGAGUUACGAAAUUUGGAAUACAUUACCUGGUGGUCUCAUAGUUUCGCAUGUAGAUUCUAUGGACAGUUGUGAUGUAGCAGUCCAACGAUAUCCGAUGCAUUGUCAAUCCGAAAUCAAGUCAGGUUUCACAAUGUUAAUUCCAAUACGUGCAGAACUUUGUGCCGUUUAUUUGGAACGGUUAAAAUCUCUCGGUAAAAUUCUGUUCCAUUCCGAAUUUUUACGAAAGAUAAUUCUGAUUUGGCAAUGCAAGAAUUUUCCACCAAAUAAUAAUGAAGUAAAAUCUUAUGCUCCAGUCCCAGUUGAAAUCGUUCUCCCUGACGAACGCUUUACACUAAGAUAUUCUUCUAAUUCUAUAUCUCCAAGUGUUCGUUUUCAACCUUUUCACGAAAUUCCUACCUUGGCUGUGUUUGCAUAUUCAUUAAACCUGAACAUUACAGUUGAACAGUUAAAUUUCGCAUAUCUAACUUGGCAAGAAUUCCCUAAUCGUUUAGUUGGAUUUCAAGCUCGUUCACAUUAUUGGAAUACUACAGAUAACCUAUGGAAAUAUGACGAUAAUCCAUCGGUGAAGCAUUUUUCAAUAGUUUUACUAAAUGGGGCAUUUUAUCAUCGGUUAGUUUGUUGCUUUUUUUGUUUCUCUUUUAAAAAAAACGAACACAGUUGGAGAUAAAACAAAAUAUUAAAAACCAGCAGACACCUUAAUAUUUACAGCGUACAGUGCAGCUGUUCAGGUUGCGUUGUUCUGUGAGCAAAUGACGAAAGUAUUUCUCAGGAUGGUGUCAUCAAUACAACUCUGUAUGUAAUAAUGCUAUGUAGAGCCUGCAAUUCCGCGCUUAACCUCAUCACUUGUCGUCUUAAUUUCAAGCAAACAUUGGUCAUACCCGACUAUUAUUUUGUAUCCAUGUAAUCAAUUAGUUGAUCCCCUACACACUAUCAAAUCGAUUCAUCCAUUAUACAGUUGUACUGAUUAUUGCGUUUGUCAAAUAGAUGUGGAAAAAAUACUGAACCUGAUAACUUGUGAUUUGUACACAUAUUGGUCAAACUAUCUCACUGUUUUUAGGUAUCUAGUGUAACAAAUCUUAUUUUCUUUUGUCUACGUUUUUAUAGUUAUUAUCAUCAUCUGUAUCAAACAUUAUUGGAUCGUAAACUUCACGAGAUUGUCAAUGUAUUUAAUAACUGUGAAGAUAUCCUUUUUAAUUGUCUUAUAAGUCAUGUAACUAGUUUACCACCAAUUAAAUUAUUUAGUACAAGUCAUAUAGAACAAAAACGAUUGUCAACGAAUGAGAUAUUAAAUUUAACUGAAUUAAAUACUUACCGCGAACAGCGAAGUCUAUGCAUACAAGCUUUUUCACAACAUUUUAUAAAAGUCCCAUAUACUGGAAAACAUUCUAAUCAUAAUAUUAAUAGUCAGUAUAUUAGUGGAAGAGAUACACCCGAAUUAUAUUUACCACUUUACGAGAAUUCGUAUAGGUAAGAGAAAAAUAAUUUUUUUCUUUUUCAAAGUUUGUAACUUUUUUGUUCAUCUACUGAACUGAUUGACUGUUUUGGGAUUUCAGUUCAUUGUAAGAAAUAUCAUAGUACUCUCAUUGGGUAAGAUUUGAUGUCAUUUGUUUCAGUUCUGAUUGGUUUUUACUAACAUGGAUUCACGCAUUAGGUAGAUUAUUUGGCUUGAUGAACAGUUUUCUCAAGUGAUAAAAUACACAUCAAUCAAAUUGUAUGUAAACGGAAUACACCCAUUAAGAUAUUAAAUACGAAAAAUCAGUUCAGCAAAGAGUUCUCUUUUCGGCGAAUUCACUUUCAAAGCUGUACAAUCGCAAAUAUAUAUACUCAUUUUACAAGAUGAUAAUAAACUUCUCUUAAACAUGGUGACAAUGAGGCAAAAUAAACAAAUUUUAUAAAACAAGGAAGGUUUAAUAAUCGUUUGAUUGUUAAUGGCUUAAGUAUUCAUCAAAAGAUAGAUAGAGAAACGAUCAUUGGGAAAGGAUGGCUCAGCAUGAUAAAAUAAAAUGCAAUCAGGAUGAUCGUAGAAACAGAAAUAAACUAGUUGGGGGUAGAAAAUUUAAGGGGAAGAUGAAGCAGAUGGCUGUAAAGGAAGAAGAGUAUGGAGAAAAAAAUAUAAGAAACUGAUACCAUGGUAGAAGAAGAGGUUGUACCAAUUUCUUGCACACAUAAUUCUGGUUUUUCCAGAUGUAUGGCUAUUGCUUCGGCAAUUCAAAGAAGAUGCAAUCUAAUUGUUUUUGAAAGACUUCUACUUACCUUGUACAAGACCUUGAACGCAGAGUACGUCUCGAUUGAGUGACCUGUCUUCACAAGGUGUUCGAUUAUUGAACUUCUUAUUAUGCCGUUUACUUCUCUUUAGCCACACCGGGUAAUGUUCUUAAAUUCUUUCAGAUAAAAUACGCAUCGAACGACCUAUAUACCUAACUCCAUCUUUUUUGACUUCGCUAUAUCGAUAUUACACCACGAAUAAUUGUAAAUGUUCAAUUUGAAAUGCCCUAUUGUAGCGUCAAUGUAUGUGGUAGAUUCAUGUGUGGGGCGACUAUAAUCAACACUGAACAGUUUCGAUAAGGAAUAUAGUACAAAGCUAGAGAAAUUCGUGUGCUGUAUUUGUUAACAAAAUCCUGACUACAAUUUUUAGUAAUCUUUUACCUAAAUGUUUUUUCCCGUUAUUUGUAGCAUAUAUCCUUCGAUGUGACUUUUGAAAUAGUCAUAAUUCCUCAAGCUAAAAAUUUAUGACAAGAACUUAAAGCUUUGGAAACGAAUAAUGUAAAUAAUUUAAAACAACUCUGUAGAUUAUAAUGUAAUAAAUAAUUUUUACUGUUU